Messenger RNA from Papaver somniferum (opium poppy), 810 nucleotides. RefSeq lists its product as uncharacterized. The transcript is spliced from 2 exons. Gene Ontology annotation, molecular function: zinc ion binding; nucleic acid binding. Bases 1 to 810 code for a protein of 269 amino acids. The record is from RefSeq and is a predicted model, not a curated record. NCBI's taxonomy places the organism in Eukaryota, Viridiplantae, Streptophyta, Magnoliopsida, Ranunculales, Papaveraceae.
AUGGCUAGUGAAAUGUUUCUGUUUCAUGUACCUAAACUCACCAAAGAUAACUAUGAAAAUUGGAGUAUCCAAAUGAAGGCGUUAUUUGGCUCGCAAGAUGCAUGGGAGAUUGUAGAGAAAGGUUAUGUUGAACCGGAUGAUGAAGCGGCGCUUCCGCAAAAUGAAAAAGAUGUGCUGCGUAUUUCAAGAAAGAGAGACAAGAUGGCUCUCUACCUCAUCUAUCAAGGAAUGGAUGAGUCGUCGAUCGAGAGGAUAUCGAGAGCUGUUAAUGCGAAGCAAGCAUGUGAGAUUUUGAAAAAUUCAUUCAAAGGCGUGGACAAAGUAAAGAAGGAGUCGAAAGAUGUCGAAUCCAUGACCGUGGAUGAGCUCAUGGGAUCUCUUCAAGCCCAUGAAGAAAGAAUGAGAAAGAGAAGUAAAGAGGGAGCGGUAGAACAAGUUCUACAAGCUAAGCUUACUUUAAAAGUCAAAGGAGAGAGCUCUAGUAGUAAUGCUAUAAGAAGAGGACGCGGCUACUACGGCGAAAUAGGAAGAGGCAAGCAAAAUAACGAUGAUAAGAGGGGCCAGAGGUUGAGAUCCACAAGAGGUCGUGGCAGAGGAAACAAUUCAUGGCGCAACAAUAAUAGGCCAAGAUAUGACAAAUCUCAAGUCGAAUGCUAUAACUGUCAUAAGCUUGGUCAUUAUGCUUCGGACUGUCGACCUUCUUCAAAUAUUGUCGAGGAGAGAGCAAACUACGCUAGUAAAGAAAAUCAAGAAGACCAGACCUUGUUGGUGGCAUGCAAAGGAUGUGACUAUGAUGAAAACUGUACAUGA